GGCGCCAGCGGCGGGCGGGAUCCUGCGAGGCGCGUGAAGCCUCGCUGGCGCCUCGUCCGGCUCCCAGUCGCCGGCGGGCGCGGAGUUUCUCACGACCGGCCGAGUCCGCCUCCGCUGUCUCACCAUUUCCGAAAGCAUCAAGAUUUUUUAUGGACCCAUUCAUCAAAUGAAAUAUACCUGUUCUAUUUUUUAAAAACUUUGUACUUCAUCAUAGAAAAAUUUACCCCUCAAAUGAAAAUGAGGGCAAUUGAGGUGAUUUAAUGUGAGGACAUUUGAGAAAGUGUUCCUUACAUCACUGAAGUAAAGGUUAAAUACUGAAUAGACUAGUCCUAAACACUUAUUUUUUAAACCAGGAGGAUUUCUUCUUGAGAGAAAAACAACUUUAUCCAGUAUGUAUUUUCUGAAAUUAAAAGAGAGAGAUAAGAAUAGACUUAAAAUAGAUGAAGAUGUUUAGUGAAUUAGCAAUGUUUACUCUUUUCUGAUGAAGAAAUUCAGUAAUGUUAAAUCCUUUCCAAAACCCUGGUUGUGGUCUUAAAGACAAGGCUCCUUUUAAUGGGACUGUUAUUGAGGGAAGUGGGACCUUUUGUUCAUUCAACUGACAGUUGUAGAACUUGCAGUCAUCGGCAUGAGUGACUUAAAAGAGGAAAUCAAGAAGCUUUCAACUAAAUCCAAAAGUACAGUCAUUUUUUUACCACUGUGAUUUUAAAAGCCUCUUCAUAACCAUUGAACAAGAAUUAACAACUAUUUUAAAAGAUUAAAGGAAGGCAGAUGUCUGCAAACAAUUCCCCUCCAUCAGCUCAGAAGUCUGUAUUACCUGCAUCUCUUCCUGCUGUGCUUCCAACUCCUUCUCCGUGUUCAAGUCCCAAGACAGGACUCUCUGCUCGACUCUCUAAUGGAAGCUUCAGUGCACAGUCCCUUACCAACUCCAGAGGCUCAGUGCAUACAAUUUCAUUUCUACUACAGAUUGGCCUUACACGGGAGAGUAUUACCAUUGAAGCCCAGGAGCUAUCUUUAUCUGCUGUCAGGGAUCUUGUGUGCUCCAUUGUUUAUCAGAAGUUUCCGGAGUGUGGAUUCUUUGGCAUGUAUGACAAAAUUCUCCUCUUUCGCCAUGACAUGAAUUCAGAAAAUAUUUUGCAGCUGAUUACCUCAGCAGAUGAAAUACAUGAAGGAGACCUAGUAGAAGUUGUUCUUUCAGCUUUGGCCACUGUAGAAGAUUUCCAGAUUCGUCCACAUGCUCUUUAUGUACAUUCUUACAAAGCUCCUACUUUCUGUGAUUAUUGUGGUGAGAUGCUCUGGGGAUUGGUACGUCAGGGACUGAAAUGUGAAGGCUGUGGAUUAAAUUAUCAUAAACGAUGUGCCUUCAAGAUUCCAAAUAACUGUAGUGGAGUAAGAAAGAGACGUCUGUCAAAUGUAUCUCUGCCAGGACCUGGCCUCUCUGUUCCAAGACCGCUACAAACUGAAUGUGUGGCCCUUCCCACUGAAGAGUCACAUGUUCACCAGGAACCAAGUAAGAGAAUUCCUUCUUGGAGUGGUCGCCCAAUUUGGAUGGAAAAGAUGGUAAUGUGCAGAGUAAAAGUUCCACAUACAUUUGCUGUUCACUCUUAUGCCCGUCCCACAAUUUGUCAGUACUGCAAGCGGUUACUGAAAGGCCUUUUCCGCCAAGGAAUGCAAUGUAAAGAUUGUAAAUUCAACUGCCAUAAACGCUGUGCAUCAAAAGUGCCAAGAGAUUGCCUUGGAGAGGUUACUUUCAAUGGAGAACCUUCCAGUCUGGGAACAGAUGCAGAUAUACCAAUGGAUAUUGACAGUAGUGACAUGAACAGUGAUGGUAGUCGGGGCUUGGAUGACACAGAAGAACCAUCUCCCCCAGAAGAUAAAAUGUUCUUCCUGGAUCCAUCCGAUCUUGAUGUAGAAAAAGAUGAAGAAACUGUUAAAACAAUCAGUCCAUCAACAAGCAAUAAUAUUCCACUAAUGAGGGUUGUACAAUCCAUCAAGCACACAAAGAGGAAGAGCAGCACCAUGGUGAAGGAAGGGUGGAUGGUACAUUACACCAGCAGGGACACCCUGAGGAAGAGGCAUUAUUGGAGACUUGAUAGCAAAUGUCUAACAUUGUUUCAAAAUGAAUCUGGAUCAAAGUACUAUAAGGAAAUUCCACUUUCAGAAAUUCUUCGCAUAUCUUCGCCACAAGAUUUCACAAACGUUUCACAAGGCAGCAACCCACACUGUUUUGAAAUCAUCACUGAUACUAUGGUAUACUUCGCUGGUGAGAACAAUGGGGACAGCUCUCACAAUCCUGUUCUUGCUGCCACUGGAGUUGGACUUGAUGUAGCACAGAGCUGGGAAAAAGCAAUUCGCCAAGCUCUUAUGCCUGUUACCCCUCAAGCAAGUGUUUGCGCUUCUCCUGGGCAAGGGAAAGAUCACAAAGAUUUAUCUACCAGUAUCUCUGUAUCUAAUUGUCAAAUCCAGGAAAAUGUGGACAUUAGUACUGUUUACCAGAUCUUUGCAGAUGAGGUGCUUGGUUCAGGCCAGUUUGGUAUUGUUUAUGGAGGAAAACAUAGAAAGACUGGAAGGGAUGUGGCUAUUAAAGUAAUUGAUAAGAUGAGAUUCCCUACAAAACAGGAAAGUCAACUCCGUAAUGAAGUGGCUAUUUUACAGAAUUUACACCAUCCUGGGAUUGUAAACCUGGAAUGUAUGUUUGAAACCCCAGAACGAGUGUUUGUUGUGAUGGAAAAGCUGCAUGGAGAUAUGUUGGAAAUGAUUCUAUCCAGCGAGAAAAGUAGACUUCCAGAACGAAUUACUAAAUUCAUGGUCACACAGAUUCUUGUUGCUUUGAGGAAUCUACAUUUUAAGAACAUUGUACACUGUGAUUUAAAGCCAGAAAAUGUACUACUCGCAUCAGCAGAGCCAUUUCCUCAGGUGAAGCUGUGUGACUUUGGUUUUGCACGCAUCAUUGGUGAGAAGUCAUUCAGGAGGUCUGUAGUAGGAACUCCAGCAUACUUGGCCCCUGAAGUUCUUAGGAGCAAAGGUUACAACCGUUCUCUAGAUAUGUGGUCAGUGGGCGUUAUCGUCUAUGUGAGCCUCAGUGGCACGUUUCCUUUCAAUGAAGAUGAAGAUAUAAAUGACCAAAUCCAAAAUGCUGCAUUUAUGUACCCACCAAAUCCAUGGAGAGAAAUUUCUGGUGAAGCAAUUGACUUGAUAAACAAUCUACUUCAAGUGAAGAUGAGAAAACGUUACAGUGUGGACAAAUCUCUUAGUCAUCCCUGGCUACAGGACUAUCAGACUUGGCUUGACCUUCGAGAAUUUGAAACUCGCAUUGGAGAACGUUAUAUUACACACGAAAGUGAUGAUGCCCGUUGGGAAAUACAUGCAUACACACACAACCUUGUAUACCCAAAGCACUUCAUUAUGGCUCCUAAUCCAGAUGAUAUGGAAGAAGAUCCUUAAUAAUCAGUGAUCUAACGUCAUUAAGGAAGGAUUUCAUUUUAUGGAUUGAUACUCUACUGCAAAACUGUUCUUUCUACGCUGUCAUCUGCAGGGAUUCAAAGGCAUGAGGAAUAUAAGAAAUCAGUGACACCAAUACUGUAGUUCAUAAUGAGUAGGUCCAAGAGGGGAAAGUGAGUAACAGAAACACAUUUUCAUAGCAUAAGCGAUAACUGGUUUUUGUGUUUUUUUCUAAUCUUUCAGUUUAGUACAAUAGCGGCACUUAAUUUAUAUUGCCUUUCUUGUUCUUGUGUUAUUUUUUUAAGAAGAAAAAAACAAGGCUAGCGCCCAGUUAUUGCAUAGUUCAACCAAAUAAUACAAGAGUUGUAGGUUGAUUACUAAAUAGGUUUGCAUUUAAAAGAUAACAAAGGCUACUAGCAUGUGAUUUAACAUUUGUUUAACUGACCAUAGAGACCUUGAAGGGUUUUUCCUUGACAUAUAGAAAAGGAGCACUGGAAUGGUUACCCUUUGAUUUUAGGUCAAUCAGGACUCCAAAAUGAUCCCUAAGAGACUCUGCAUAUACUCUGUACAACAUAAAAAUUAAAGUUACCAUCUUUUGUGAGUAUGUUGCCACAGCCUCUAAGAUAAUUUAGGACAACUGAUAAUACAAAACCAGGAGCAGGAACUGCUAGUCUGUCUAAGUGCUGAAUUGUUAGUCUUCUCAUAGCUCAACUCUGCUGCUAAAUAUUCAUGUUUCCCAUUGACACCACUGUGAUGCCACAAUUGGAUUUCAACAUUCAGUGGGUAAAGGGAUAAACAAUUUAGAGUUGAAUAAUUGGAGAGGGGUAAGGUCAGUGCAGGGUCAAUUAAUGCUAUAGGAAAGACUAGCAAACAGUAUCCUUUUUUCCUUUCCUUAGCUUAGGGAGAGCUUUACAGAUUAUUUGGAAUAUUUUUAAAACCAACCAUUUUAAGGAGUUUGGGGGAAUGAGUAGGUAGAAAAUCAAAUAGUUAAUAAAGGCAGGGCUGUAUAAGGCAAGUAAAGGAAAACUGAAGUAAGUUCUGUGUUUUGUUUUGUUUUUUAAACAUUUCAGCUCCAGCAACAGCUAAAAUUUUUUCCCCUACUCAUAUAUAAUAUUGAAGAGGUCAUUUUUCAUAGCUUUUAGAAAGUUACUAAUAGUUCUCCCCCAAAAUGAUUUAAGAUCUGGGACUAUCCACUUAUACAAAAAACCUAGUGGCUUUUUGUUUCUUCAUUCCUUAGUAAUCAUUGUAAGCCCCCCCCCCCUUUUUUUUAAUAUCUCAAAACCCAAAAGAUUUAGAAAACCUGAAUUUAAGUCAUGGCUCCAUUCUUUAUUAGCUGUGUAUAAGCCUAUAUAGGCAGCUAACAAUCUUGAAUUCUUCAGUCUAUCAAAUGAAGAUCAUAAUUUGAAAAUUAACUGGAAUAAUGUUCAUUGCUAUAUUUAUAUAAUCAAACCAUACAAAGCCAUGAAAUUAAUUGCACUCUUUUUGUUCUUGUUGAAUGCCUAAGAAAAGUUAUCUUAAAAAAAAAAUUUGUAAAGGCACUGUCAAAUAAUUUGGAGUUGAGUAAUUACUCCAAAUACCUUUUAACUUGCAUAGCUUUGUGUUGAUGUGAAGUUGUAUUUGUAUAAGAAAUGUUAGAAACAUUUAAUAAUGUACAAAGUAGUCUAUAAUGACACUGUUCAGUACAUUUUUAUAUUUUUUGUUACAUCCUACUUUUUGUAAAUAUUCUCAAGCUUGAUAAUAAAAUGUAUUUCCAUAUCACCAUACUUUUCCAUGUGCAAACCUGAGCCUAUAUCUACCAGAGGUAUCCAAAGAAAAUAUUAUUUGGUUGUGUUAUUUUCCCAGGCCUUGGUAAGAGAACUAUUUUGAAAAUAGUAUUUGUAAAUUAAAAUAAUGCUAUUAUUUAAGAACACUGAUAUUUUUUAAUUGCCUAAAAUAAAAAACACCUCAUUGUAAUAAUUUUACAUGAAAUUUGAGGUUAAUUAUCUGGAGGUCUCAUUUCUUGGCAUUAAAGUUUGGAAUAUUUACAACUACCAAUUUUUCAGGAACUACUAUCAAAUAUUCAACUAUUGUAACUGCUUUGAAGACUUAAAUAAGUUAAACACCUAAUAUCAAAAUCAGUUUUCUAGUUUUUAAGAG
This is a messenger RNA of Talpa occidentalis (Iberian mole), 5574 nucleotides long. It is a transcript of the gene PRKD3, whose product is annotated as protein kinase D3. Bases 769 to 3441 code for a protein of 890 amino acids. NCBI's taxonomy places the organism in Eukaryota, Metazoa, Chordata, Mammalia, Eulipotyphla, Talpidae. Gene Ontology annotation, biological process: protein phosphorylation. The record is from RefSeq and is a predicted model, not a curated record. The transcript is spliced from 19 exons. Gene Ontology annotation, molecular function: ATP binding; protein serine/threonine kinase activity.